UGGAGAAAAGUAGAAAGAAAAAAACCCAAACAAAAAUUAUCGAAAUCUCCUCUUUACAUAAAAUAUUAGUCACUACUCAUAUUAAAAAAAGGACAAGCGUGACAUCCACUCUGAUAAAACCUCUUUCUUUUUCUUCCUUCCCCUCUCCUUUAUCUUUCUGUUUUUGAGAUCCGGUCCCUCUGUGUUGUACUAGUACUCCAAUAGCUUUUUUCCCUUCACACAAUUAGACAAAAAAGAAGAAAGAGAUAAGAAGAUGAAAAUGAAAAUGGUGAAAAAGCUCUGUUUUCUUCUCUGUUUUGUAUAAUGAGCAAAGGACAGAGAUUUUAGAAAAAAUGACAAUAGAGAACAAUGAUCAUUCUUUUCUUUCAGAUGUUCUUUACUGUGAAGAAGAAGAAGAAAAAUGGGGUGAUUUGUUAGAGGAUGAAGAAGGGGUUAUUAUUAACCCAUUGUUGUUGUCUUCUGAAGGAACAACAAAAUCUAAUUCUUUAUUAUUAUUACCUUUGCUUCUGUUGGAACAAGAUAUGUUUUGGGAAGAUGAAGAGCUUCUUUCACUUUUCACUAAAGAAAAAGAAACCCAUUGUUGUUUUGAAAGUUUUGGGAAUGACCCUUUUCUCUGUUCAGCUCGUGUUGAUGUUGUUGAAUGGAUUCUGAAAGUGAAUGCUCAUUAUGAUUUCUCUGCAUUGACUGCCAUUUUAGCCAUUAAUUACCUUGACAGGUUUCUUUCAAGCCUUCAGUAUCAGAAAGAUAAGCCAUGGAUGAUUCAACUUGCUGCUGUCACCUGUCUUUCUUUAGCUGCUAAAGUUGAAGAAACUCAAGUUCCCCUUCUUUUGGACUUCCAAGUAGAGGAUGCAAAAUAUGUGUUUGAGGCAAAGACUAUACAAAGAAUGGAGCUUCUGGUGCUGUCAUCACUGAAAUGGAGGAUGAAUCCAGUGACCCCACUUUCAUUUCUUGAUCAUAUUAUAAGAAGGCUUGGGCUAAAGACCAAUGUGCACUGGGAAUUUCUCAGAAGAUGUGAAAGUCUUCUUAUCUCUGUCAUGGCUGAUUGUAGAUUCGUACGUUAUAUGCCUUCUGUAUUGGCUACUGCAAUUAUGCUUCAUGUUAUUCGUCAAGUUGAACCUUGCAAUGCUAUUGACUACCAAAAUCAAUUACUUGGGGUUCUCAAAAUUAGCAAGGAGAAAGUGAAUAAUUGCUUUGAACUCAUUUCUGAAGUGUCUUCUAAGCCUAUUAUUUCACACAAGCGCAAGUAUGAUGAAAAUCCAAGUAGCCCAAGUGGUGUAAUUGAUCCAAUUUACACUUCAGAAAGCUCAAAUGAUUCAUGGGAUUUGGAUUUGCCUCUGUUCAAGAAAAGCAGAGUUCAAGAACAACAAAUGAAAUUUGGAUCAUCAUUGAGCAGAGUUUUUGUGGAAGCUGUUGGUAGUCCUCAUUAAAAUCUCUUCUUUGUUAUUUAUUACCAGCUAUGGUGGUGGGGCGGUACUACAUAUUUAUAUUCAUAUUCAAGAAGUAUUUUCCUUUAUGUCAUUUUUUUCUUUUACAUGAUCAAAAAAAAAAUGUGUCUUAUUAGCUGGUGGUUGCAGUUGGCAGAGAAGAGGACUGGCUUUCUUUUUUGCAGCAGUGUAGUCUACUACUACUACUGGAAAGCCAGAGAGAGAAAAGACAGAAUAUGUGCACUAUUUGUUUUUCUCUCUAUUUAUUUCAAUUUCUCUCUCAAGUCACUUUCAUGCAUGCGUACUUUUCAUGGACAUAUUUAUAUGACUACUCUAUUUAUAUUGUCUUCACUAUAUAAUCAUAAAUUCAUCAACAUUUUGUUUAUUUA
This is a messenger RNA of Solanum dulcamara, 1813 nucleotides long. Its product is annotated as cyclin-D3-1-like. The coding region runs from base 333 to 1427 and encodes 364 amino acids. Gene Ontology annotation, biological process: regulation of cyclin-dependent protein serine/threonine kinase activity; mitotic cell cycle phase transition. Gene Ontology annotation, molecular function: cyclin-dependent protein serine/threonine kinase regulator activity. Gene Ontology annotation, cellular component: nucleus; cyclin-dependent protein kinase holoenzyme complex; cytoplasm. NCBI's taxonomy places the organism in Eukaryota, Viridiplantae, Streptophyta, Magnoliopsida, Solanales, Solanaceae. The record is from RefSeq and is a predicted model, not a curated record. The transcript has 4 exons.